Molecule: messenger RNA, 3585 nt
Organism: Mollisia scopiformis
Lineage: Eukaryota; Fungi; Ascomycota; Leotiomycetes; Helotiales; Mollisiaceae
Exons: 5
Coding region: 211-3387 (1058 amino acids)
Source: RefSeq, a predicted model, not a curated record
CAUCCCUAAAGAUCCUCCGUGUGACCACGGCCCCGUUAACCUCACGACCUCUUUUACACCAUCUUGCUGGAUAUCUCCAGAUCCUCCUCUGUCCAGGAAUUCCCCUAAACUAUCUCAAAAUCUAUCGUCUUGCUUGCUAUCCUAUUGUUGAGCACAUAGCCUCGAUGAGUCUGACACCUCUCCGCGAUCACACGAGCUCGAACAUCCAUAAUGGCAGCCGUCGAGGGUAUAUUGUACUGCGCAGAUCACCCAAGGAGCGACUAUGGGUCUGCUACAACCACGAUUGGGUGGGAUGAGGAGGAUACACGGAUAAGGCUGAAGCUCAUCGCGAGAGCAUGGAUUCAAUCGCGUACGCCAGGCCACCAUGGAGGUGCACCGCGGACAAAAAUGAGCGUACUUCCGCAUUCGGGUUAUACGUGGCCCUGCAGAUGGGAUCCGACUCCUUUGAAAGUUUCAGGAAGUUUGGAUGUUGUUCGUGGAAGAAGACCUCGACCAGACGACCAAGACGUCAACAUACUCGAACCUCACACAAAUGCCUAUGCAGAGAAGCACGCACACGAUUCUGACGAAGCGCGAAUUACCCCUCCUUCUUCGGUCAGAAAAGAAACAGACAAGUCACUGUUCUGCGACCCUACUAUGGCCCCUUCGGUGGACUUUCAAUCUCAGGAUGGAUUCCAGCAAGCUGCCAAGAAGAAGAAUGCCAAAAAUGCCAAAAACGCAGCAGCAAAGAACAAAUGGGACGGUGAUGAAGACGAAGACGGAAGUAAGAAGGAGGAGGGUGAGGGAAAUAAUGAUGGGGACAAGGGAGGCGACACUGGCGCUGGCGGUAGUGACGAUAAGAAGGAGGAGACGAAUGGAGGUGGAAAUGGUAACGGAGAUGCCAACCCAGAUGAUGCCUGGGAUAGCUUCCUGCCAGCGAAGUCGAAAAAGAAGGGAAAGAAAGGCAAACUUGAGGACCCAACACCCGAGCCAGCACCCGCAGCCGAGGACAAGCCAGAUCUCUUCCAUGAAAUCAAACUUGACGAUGCGCCUAUUCUUGACUUGAAUUUUGAUACGGGGACAAAGUCAAGUGGAGGGUUUGGAGCGUGGGGAAGCAGUUGGAAUACUGGCACAACAAAUACCUGGGACUUUUCUGCGACAACUGGCACAUCCACCACCGACACCAAAAGCAAAGAUACUGAAAUUGAUAACAAUCCAUGGAGUAUCAAUCGUUCCAAGCCUAAGAAAAAGACAACAACUUUCUCAUUCGGAGCUUUGGAUGAAGAGGAAUCGAAGCCAGAAGAGCCUGAUCCGCCUCCACCAGCAGAGACAAAGGCCGAUGAUGGCUUUGACUUCGGCUUCUCGAGCAAAAAGAAGAAGAAGAAGGGUGGUGUUUUCGACUUUCAAAUAGAUGAAGAGCCAGCAAAAGAAGAGCCGACUCCAGCUGCGGAACCUGCUGAAGAUGAUUGGGGAGGAGGAUGGGGAACCACGGCCAAAAGCAAAAAGAAGGGCAAGAAGGCUGCGGAGCCAGAUCCCCCAAAAGAAGAGCUUAAAGUGGAGGAGCCAGCACCUGUGGAGAAUGUAUGGUCAUUGCCCAGUUCGAAGAAGGACAAGAAAAAGAAAGGCAAGAAUGCAUUCGAAGAAAAGACUGAGGAACCAGCUCCUCCUGUUACUGUUCUUGAACCCGAGUCAGAAGCUGCGGCUGAAGAGUUUGGUUGGGGCUCCUUCGCUUCUAAGAAAGACAAGAAGAAAAAGGGGAAGAAUGCCAUUGAGGAAGUCUCCCAAGCUGAUGACCCUCCGCCCGCAGUCCAAGAACCAGAACCGGCAGUGGAACCGGUUGCAGACGACUUUGGAUGGGGCUCUUUUGGUGGCUCUAAGAAGGACAAGAAAAAGAAGGGCAAAGGUCUGAUUGAAGAAGUCUCCAAAAUCGAGGAAACCCCUGUUGUCGUCCCAGAACCCGACCCAGUUCCAGAACCUGUAGAGGAUUUUGGCUGGGGAUCCUUUGGUACCAAAAAGGAUAAGAAGAAAAAGGGUAAGAUUGCAGAAGAAACUUCCAAGAUUGAGGAGACACCUGCGCCAGACCCUGAACCCGAGCCAGUCGUUGAGGUUGCCGAAGAGUUUGGAUGGGGAUCCUUUUCAACUUCUAAGAAGAAGAAGAAAGGUAAGAAUGCUAUCGACGAAAUUCCAAAGGCCGAAGAAAUUCCUGUCCCAGAACCAGAACCCGAGCCGAUAAUCGAUGAUUUUGCAUGGAGCGUUGGCACUUCUAAGAAGGACAAGAAAAAGAAAGGUAAGAAAGAUGCAGAGGAUCCUCCCAUUGCCGAUGAUAUCCCGCCCCCGGAGCCUGAAAAGGAGAAGGAGAUAGAACCCAUCGUUGAUGACUUUGCCUGGGGCACGACAUCCAAGAAGGACAAGAAGAAAAAGGGAAAGACUGCUGUAGUCGAUGAGCCCAAGAUCGAGGAACCUGUCAUUCCAGAGGUCGAAAAGGAGAAAGAGGAAUCAGUGGCUGAUGAUUUUGGCUGGGGAUCUUUCUCAACUUCCAAGAAGGACAAGAAAAAGAAGGGUAAGAGCGUGGUUAUUGACGACGAGCCCAAGAUCGAACUUCUCCCAGCUCCUGAACCUGAAAAGAAGGAGGAGAAGGAAGAGCCUGUGGUUGAUGACGGCUGGGGAUCCUUUGGCACCAAGAAGGACAAGAAGAAAAAAGGCAAGAACGCCAUAGCCGAUCCCACCGUCGAAGCACCACCUCCCCCACCCCCUGAGCCUGAAAAAGCUGAACCGGAGCCGGAACCGGUGGAAGAAUUUGGCUGGGGCUCUUUUGGCUCCAAAAAAGACAAGAAGAAAAAGGGCAAAGCUACUGCUAUUGAGGAAACCCCGAAAGUGGAAGAGCCGCCUGCUCCUGAGCCAGAGCCAGAACCACCUGCUGAUGAUUUUGGAUUCUCGUUUGGUAGCUCGAAAAAGGACAAGAAGAAAAAGGGUAAGCUUGCCGAGGAACCGGCCAAGAAGUCUGAAGAAGUCAUUCCACCACCACCAACUGAGCCUGAGCCUGAGCCUGAGAAAGUCGACGAUGACUUUGGCUGGGGAUCAUUCGGUACCAAGAAGGACAAGAAAAAGAAGGGCAAAGGCGUCUCGGAGGAACCCUCCAAAAAAAUAGAAGAGAUUCCGCCACCGCCCCCAGCGGAUCCUGAGCCUGACCCCGAACCGGCUGAAGAGUUUGGGUGGGGUUCUUUUGGCACUAAGAAGGACAAGAAAAAGAAGGGCAAAAAUGCCGUUGAAGACCCGCCCAAGAAAUCCGAAGAAGUCUUGCCUCCACCACCAGAAGAGCCUGAGCCUGAGCCAGAAAGGGUCGAAGAUGACGGUUGGGGCUCUUUUUCGACUAAGAAGGAUAAGAAAAAGAAGGGCAAAGGAUCCUGAGCCCGAACCCGUGGUCGAAGCCGAGUCUUGGGGCAGCAGUAUCUGGGGAUCCAAGAAAGAUAAGAAGAAGGGUAAGAACACUGUCGAAGAACCACCAAAACCGAAGGAUCCUGAGCCUGAACCCGAACCAAUCUCCCUUGAGGACGAUGGUGGUUGGGGAUCAUUUGGUACCUCAAAGAAAGAUAAGAAAAAGAAAGG